AUGAAUCUGUCGCUGUACACGACGUCCUACAAUAGUGAAACCGCCUCGUUGGCAAGCCGUCAUCAUUCCCAUUACGCGGCUCGCCACUGGUCCUCCAUUUUCGACGAACGCAUCUAUGAGGUUACUCUCUUCGUCAUAGUCUCCUCUUUGGAAAGAACCGCAAUAUGUUUUUGAUGAUUCCUAGGAAAAAAUACACAGGAAAUGUUCUUCUUUUUUAGUGACAAAGAAAAACUCCGGAACUUCUGAAUGGUUCAGUAUCGUAUUUUUGAGUACAAAGUUUGAGGGAAUGCUUUGCAGAUUUGCAAUAUCGUUCAUCCCGGCCUCCCAAUCGAGCUCGACGCCGUCGAGCACAUCAGAAAAUUCCUCGAGCAAAUCGUAAAAGAGGUUUUUUUGCUUGUAUUGACUGCAGAGAAAGAUUAAAAGAAAACCAUUUUCUAAGACAUAUUUCCACUCUAAAUUUUUCAAGUAUGGCUAUUUUGGUGAUUACACUCAGAUUGCCGAACAAAGGGCGACGAGCGUGGUCGAAGUCGACAAAUAUGCGCGAAAGUUGUUCUCGAACGGCCUCCAGUCGGUUAUGAAGGUGAUAUUUCUUUCCUACCGCAGUUUAUUUUACAAAAGUUCAAAUGGUUAAACUUUAAAAAAAAUAUUGAGAAAAUUAAACAGAAAGGGAUACGCUGUGGAAUUUUCAGGACGCUUGGGACAACAUGCACGCCCAACAACAACGAGCCAAGUUCCAAAAGCCACCGAAACAAGUUCUGGUGAACCAGCAUAAGUUGGCCGGAUUCAUUCGGGUUAGAAAAGCUGGGAUAGGAUAACGUCAAUGAUGUGUUUGAGGAGGUCCUCGGCUACCGCGAGAAGGAAAAAAAAGAUAAGGAAAAGAGAGAGGUCGAGAGGAUCGCCAGUUACAUUUACUAUGCAUGUGAGAGCUUGACGGAGGUGUUUCAAAAAAUAAAACGGAAAAAUAUAUAUUGAAACGCAGGAUAUAUUACGACUGACUGGAAAUUAUGUGAAGAACAUCCGAAACAGCGAGCAGAAGAUCACUCUGCAGAACCUCGACGUCGCUCUGUGUGCCGACCGGGUUGGUCUUUCUCGAUUUUCGAAAAUCGCAGAUCUUUAAGGCUUUGAUGGAGUUGCGUAUCAAGCUAAAGAAUGAGGAAGAAGCUGAAUCGCCGGGGGGAUUCGGCUUUUUGGCGGAGUAUGUCGUUUAUUUCUCAUCUUUUUGGUGUUUCUAUUUCUUUUCUUUUUUCCAUAGUUCACGGUAAUAGGCGAGCCGUUUUUUAUUGUAAUCUUUCAACUUCUGAUCAUUUUAGAAUGUUUUGAUAAAAUUCAAUAUAUUGUGUUAUAUAGGUGAGAAAAAACAAAAACAGUAAUUCGAAAAAUCAUCAAAACGAGGUAUUUGAGAAGAAGUUGAUUUGAAAGCCCGACGUGAAAUUUAGUAACUUUUGUUUCGUUUGCUCUAAAGUUUGUCCAACGAGGGAUGUCAUUUCACUUUGGGUAUUUUUUGAAACUCGUUCAGAAUAUUCCUCGAUUUUUUAAAUGAAGAUCCUGGAAGUUUAAACCUUCACAACUUCCUGGUUUUCGAGAAAUAGAGGCUCAAAGCCCUCAAACAGCCCAUUUGAAUGGAUUUUGAGAGUUUGACUUUGAAGUGUCCUCCCUCGAAUAAUAAGAAUUAAUGCAAAUUGAGCUUUUCGGGAUCUUUUUCUGGUACAUCAAGGAGCGUUAUGGCAAAUUAUCAGAAAAUUCCCAGACCCAUAGUGGAAUAACUUUCCCUGUAGGCUAUUAUUCUUCCAUCUCUAACCCGAAACAGCAGAAAAAUUUCUGCGGAGGUCUUUUAGCGAAACCAUAUUUGCUGUUGAGCGUCAGAGCUUGUUAUUGAGUAUCCUGUUGUUAACUCCCGAGGUCCAAGUUUUUUUCCCCAAUAAGGUUGUUUCAGAUUUGACGAUUACGUGGCUGAACAAGUUGACGAAACGGCUCAGGCUGUUGGCCACGGGCCAAACGUCACACCGGACACCUAUGAAUCUGUGGGAAAGGCAUUUUUUGUAUGAAAUUUCGUUUUUCUGAAGGUCGGAGUCGAAUUUCUGCGCGACGAAAGGCGCUUCAUCCGGGAGCUCAAUCGGAUCAACGUCUUCCGACGUCGUCUCGAGAGCGUUCUCAUCGAUGAGGACAAGGUUUUCGCAAUUAUUUUUCAUUAGCUUGAAGAGACGAGCGUAUCCGAAAAAUUAUAUUUAUUUCUGCUUCGAGGAUCAUUGAAGAGGCAGUUUAUAAAGUAGCCUUUUGAAAGAUUUUUCGAUUUACUCUUCUUUCAAUUAAAUAGUUUCUAGUUUCUGGAAUCUGAAAAGGAAGAACUGAAGGAGUCGAUUGCAGUGCUUGCUGCAGUGUCUGUUCGGCAACCUCAACGACAUCUACGAGUUGGCUCUGAAGAUCGAGAGGACCCUGGAAGACGCGAUUGAGAUGAACGACACUCCCUGCAUAGGCAUGGGCAUCUGGGACCUCGCCGAGACCUACGAAUUCGACGCGUUCGUUUUCCUCCCCCACUUCUGUGUUGUGAACUCGUUUUUGCAACAAAAAAGUUCCGUUUCCAGCUACACUUCCUACAUUGUGCGGGACGACGAGAAGGGCGAGUUGGCGGCCAUGACAACCUGCAUAAGUCACACCAUCGAAAGCCUACUGAGAAGUCCACGUUGCGAAUCUCUUUUCAAGGUUUUUUCUCAGAAAGAAAUUAUUCUCAUUCAAGAAAAAUGGUUUUGGGAAUAGCCUUCCUUUGCAUAGCUACAGUACUUGAUAAUAAAAGAAAACUUUAGAAAAGUUACGACUGUUAAAAUUAAAACCGAUGUUCUUGGCAGCCUUUGCAUUUUGAAAAACUUGUUUUUUUCAAAUUUCAAUGAGUCGCUCUGUAAACUGAAUGCUUGUCAAUGGCUCGGGUUCAGGGCGGCGACAUGUGCUUCAACAGUUCUUUUGACGGUCCUUCGUUCCGCCUCGCCGUGCAGUAUGUCCUUCCACAACUCCUCCACACGCCCAUACUCCACUUCUUCCAAUACGUCGAGUAUAUAAAUGUGUGUCCGCUUGUGUCUGUCUUCCUGUGAGUUCACGGCUCAGAAACUGCUGCGACUCACAAAAAACGACGAAGACCGCGUCGAGCUGAACAACUGCAAGAAUGCCCUGAUGAGCGUCCGCACAGCGAUCGACGUGCAGUGCAACGAGUUGCCCGAACUCAAGUCCAUCAUCACUUCCCACAUGUCUGUGGUUUUCCCGGCCAGCCUUACGUCUCAUCGGGUUUACAGAGAGCAGCUGACUCGUGGGGAGAAAAUCUACAAUGUGCAACGGUUCCACGAAAUACAGUCCACGAUUGAUGGCUUCAGCGGUAGUCCCAUCGGGAAGACUUGUUCUGAAAUCAUCAAAGGUGCCUUUCUGGCUCGAGUUUUCCAUUUUGAGAUUGAGACUGAAAACUAAUCAAAUAACUGGAGAUGUGGAAUAUAUUAAAAUAACGUGAGAGUGCGUGAGGAAGUUCAAAUUCUUGCGGUUGGGAAGAGUUUUUCUUUUCGUAUUCGGCUUGUUGAUUCAAUAUGCAACCAAUUUUUACGUUUCAUUCCGAUGUUGGUCAGUUUUCAAAUACACUUACUCUGUUUAAGAGGGAGAUCUACAAAUGAUUCGCCCCUCAUUGACCUACUCGACAGACAUAACCAAGAAGCAAAAAUGGAAAACAGACAGGUUCACAUCUUGACGAUGCUGCUUCUUAAGCAUCGAUUCAGGUUUCUGUUCUUGUUCGACCAACUCCUUCUUAUAUGCAAGAGGCAUCGGAACAUGGUAAAGUUCAAAGAGAGGCUCCCGGUUCAUCUCCUCGACGUGUUCGACGCCGCGGAAUCCGAAGGUCCGUCUGAAAUCGACCUCUAAAAGUCAAGUUUCCCUCAGGCAUUCAGCACUCGUUCAAGCUCGCUUCGCGCGACAACACUUGCCUGCCCAGGACUUACCACUUCAUCUGCAAAUCCGCGGAGGAAAAGCGGGCCUGGAUGGGCGUCCUGGUCAUGGUCACUACCAAAAGGUUCCUAUCUUCCGUUCUUCCAAAAAUAUCGAUAGAAUUAUUUAUUUGCACUGGGAAAAGUUUUCAUGAAUUGUCGGCUUAGUAAAUUAAUCCCGAGCUCAAUUUUUCAGGCAUAGAAAUUAUUUCUUUUUUCAUGACAAACAAAGAUUUUUGAACUCUUAACACGUAAGAUCGCUUAUUUUUCAGAUCGCCCAAAUUUCCCCAACAACAAAGACUAAUUUGCGAAGUUUCACACAAUAGUUCCUUUAGAUUGUUGAAAAAAAGUAGUGCUUCGAAAAAUUGGUAAAAGAAAAACGUUUCCUCAGUACUUGUUUUAAUGAUUUGGGCCAUUCAAAUCGGAAGAAAUUGACUACACAUCUCUCCAUUCUCAUAGCUCAUUCAGUGUACUUGACCGGAUACUCGACAAUUACGAGAAAGAGGAGGCGAAACGCAUUCCGCUGCUCAUUCCCAGCCCUGAACAAUACCGGUGAGUCUAAGUCAGUACUAUAAUUCGAAUAACAGUACAAAGAACUCCCUCAGUUUAUGAUUUUACGAUAUUUUACACUCUCUCUCUUAUUCUUGCGCCUUUGAACCGUUUGAGCGGCGUCCCAAGUCGCUGAGGCAAGGUCAUAUCCUGAUAUCCGUGAAAAUCAGUGGACUGGCUCUAGUGGCACAACCGUCCUUUUGGGCGACAACUGAGGUCGUGAAACCAUGUUUUCCCACUACCGUCAAGUCCUUGGCUUGGGUCGCGGCGGAGGUCGAACUUUUGACUCUAUGGACCGUAGUCAGGCACACGACCUGUUGCGCUACGGCACGAUAUUUUACAUUCUCUUGCGAAGAAAUCUGAAAUUUCUGGCUUUUUAGGUUCGCGGAACCUGAUUCUGAAGAAAACAUUUCUUUCGAGGACUACACCUCGAGCAGCGGCAUUCCGGUGAUCAAAAACGGGACAGUUCUCAAAUUGGUAGAACGACUCACCUACCAUUCGUGAGCAUUUUUCUCACAUCUCAAUCGAAUAUCUCUAUGACCAGGUACACCGACAGCAAGUACAUACAGACCUUUUUAAUCUCUUAUCGCUCGUUUUGCACUCCGAGUGACUUUUUUGAACUACUCAUUGAGCGAUUCAACGUGCCGAUUCCCAGUAAAUUGCCACUUUCACACGAUAAACGGUACUUCAUUUGUUAUUUGGUUGGCACAUGAGUAUUGAAUCUCAUUCAAAUCUCCUAUCUUUGUCUCUUUGUUGCUGGUGAUUUUAGAACAGCGUUCUCGAAAUUACCGACUAUUUUUUUCUAUCUCAUAGAUCUCUACAAAAAGAAACUUUCAUAUUCAUGCUGACGAGCGAGUAACAUUCAUUUACAACGGUUUGAAGUCAAUGUAGAACUAAAGAGAGUAUUUUUUAGAAGGUUACAAAUUAAAAAUUAGACAACCAGAAAACAAAUAAAAUGAAUAAGUAAAAACGAUAAUUCAGCAAAAAAUUUUUUUAAAUUUAUACAAUUGGCCCUGAUUUCAAGUUUUCUCGGUAGAAGAAGAUAAAGAUUGCUUCAUUACUCUUGUGCCAACUAACAGCAACUAUGAAAUGUUUUUUUUUACCAGUUGAGAAAUUUCAGCGGUGGUCCGCUGGCUGGACGCUACGACACCGUACAGUCUCACGGUCUUUCGGCGUCGAGUUAUUCGCCUCUUUAUGAACAGAGUUUCCAGCGGUUCCGCAAAGAGUACGAACGUCCUGUACAGCUUCGGUACGAAUGAAAAAUAAUUAAUCUUCAACAAGAAUUUUGUCAGCGUUCUGAGCGUCAUUAACCAAUGGGUGAAGUUCCACUGGCACGACUUUGAUUGCGACCCGGUGCUUCUAGAAAAGUUGGAUAACUUCUUGCAAAAAUGCAUAGAUCCUCGAGAAAAGCUGACGAAGCAGCACAAAAAGUUCUGCAAAACAAUUCUGGUAGGCAGCGUCGACAGAUUUUGAUGUACGGGUUGAUACAGACGACCAUGGACAAACGUCUCAAAAGUCCUCCUGCCACUGAUUCAACGGAGAAGCAGGAAGGUCACGUGAAUACGGCGUUUGUCUACGGCGAAGACGGCCAGCCGCCGGCGUACGCCAACGACGGCGCGACAUCGCGGACUUUCAGUCCCAAGAAGCCUGAGGUCUGUCUUUCUGCUCUAGUUGAGGAUUUUUUUGAUGGAUGAUUCUUCAGUUUUUCUAACCAAGGCUCAACUAAAAACCUCAAUACAAUGUAGCCAGACCUUAUCACGCCUUCUGACCUCUAAGACAGCUCUAAAACAUGUUCGCUUCGAUAAUCUCGAAAAAGCGCGAUGAAAGUGAUUAAAAAGCUUUCAGACUGUUUGGCACACGGCCACUAAAGGCGACGUCGAUGUAUACGACUUACUGACGUUGCAUCCUCUGGAAAUCGGACGACAAGUUUGAAUUUUUGAGAGAAAACCCAUUUUUUUCCCAUCAUUUAUAGCUGACUCUCCUCCACUUUGAUCUCUACCGAGCCAUCAAACCUAUCGAGCUGGUCGGCGCCGCCUGGACGCAACACGACAAGAACCGUCGCAGUCCGCAGCUCCUCAAGCUCACAAACCACUCCACUUUGGUUAGUUUCACUCGAGAAGGUUAUUCGAACAGAAAGAAGCCCAGCUCACCUAUUGGGUCUCGCGGUCGAUUGUGGAGACGGAGUCUUUGGAGGAGCGCGUCGCCAUGUUCAACCGUGUUCUGGAGGUUGUUCAGAAGACGAAAUUCGCGGCAAACUGGCAAUAAAGGUGAUGUCGGUGUUCGAGGAGCUGCACAACUUCACCGGACUCGUCGCUUUCAUCUCCGCCCUCAACUCGGCAUGCAUUCACCGUCUCAGCUGGUGUUGGGAUGUCUGUUUCAUUUCAGUUCGAUUCGAUUUGAGCCUUUAAAAAACAAAGUUAUGAAAACUUGUUCUAUUUCAGAAGUUGGACAACGAGAAGCAGAAGUCGUACAACCGGUUCGUGACUCUUUGUGGACCUCGCUGGACGGAGAUGCAGAAGCGUCUGCAGACGAUAAAUCCCCCGUGCAUUCCCUUUUUCGGCCACUACCUCAACAACAUCUUCUUCUUCGAACUCGGCAACAGCACUUUCGUCAAGUCGCCUGGGCCAAAGUCGAAGGAGCCCAUUAACAUGGUUUUUUUUUGUUUUCGUUUGGAUCUAAUAGCUUAACAAACGACUACUUGGGACAUAGAUUUGAAUUUUAUUAUCAUAUAAUAAUUUACCACUCCCACAUUGAUCAAAAACUUUAAUUUUUUGUUUUUUUGAUUUUGACUCCGUUAUGAAAAAUAAUUCAAUAAGAAACGCGGAGAAAAUUGAGAAAAAAAAAGAUAAAUUUUAAUUUAAGGUUGAGCAAAUUUGAAAAAAAAAGAAUGUUUGCUACGAUAAUAAUUAAACACCGGGAAGUCCAGCGUAUUCAAACUUUUUUUCAUUUUUAUACUUCCCAUAGGCGUUUCAGAGCAUAUAACAAUUGCAAAAGAAUUCUCAAAAAUUCCUUUGCAAAAAAAUUAGAUUAUUUGAAUAUGUUCAGGAUGAUCCCAACAGUAAGCGCGUUCUUGUCUCUUUUCUGAAGUGCCGUCGAAUCUCGGACAUCAUCCGCGAGAUUCAGAUGUACCAGAAUGAGCCGUAUCCCCUGCAGUUGGAACCAACUAUCCGUGUGAGUUUUCUCUUUUGUCUGGGAAGUCUAAUCAAUCGCGACAUAUCCGGCAGUGUCUUUCGCUUACAUUUUUUUCUUUAAUUUUUGACAUUUUUUUAAAUCAAUAUAAACAGUAAAGUUCAAAUUUCUUCUUUAAAGUUUAACUUUAAUGAGCUUUUCAACUUGGUCUUCUGGAAUCUAUUUGAAACGUCAUCAUCUUCGUGAAGUUUUAUUACUUUCUCUGUGGAUUAGAAUUUUUCGCCUCAACUACUCAUUUGAAAUAGCAAGAGUUUUUACUCGGUAACGGUAAAAAGUGUCGUUCUUGGCCUGCACCUGCCUUUUCUGAAAACUUCCGUGCUUUCGUCCUUUAUCAUCGUGUAACAAAAGCCGAGGCAAGAGAGACUCAGCUCUGGGAUGAGGACGAGUCUCGUGCUCCAGCUGAGGAACUUCAGGACUCCGCCUCUUGCAACUCAACACAAGGCUGUCGCUUUGUUGAUGCUCAAAAUUUGUUUGACGGCUUCUCAGCAGAGGCUUUUCCACUUCCGCUAUGGAACCGUUUGCCGGUAUUCUCCAGGAGAGACCUUCACUCAACUCCAGAUCUAUUAA
Messenger RNA from Caenorhabditis auriculariae, 8258 nucleotides. NCBI's taxonomy places the organism in Eukaryota, Metazoa, Nematoda, Chromadorea, Rhabditida, Rhabditidae. The record is from the annotation of a GenBank genome assembly.